AUGCAACUUCUCUCGGCUGAACGGAUUACCAUUGCAAUGAUGGCCCUUGCGAUUAUUCUACAGUUCCUCAUUUAUACGUCCUUUGGGCGCCACCCAGAAGGAGUAAAGGUUGGAAAGCCACUUUCACCGUUUCUCGCUGAACAGCAUUUCCGGGAUGAAAUUCGCCGUCUGUUUUCACCUACGCGUCUCUCGAUGACACAAAAGUCGUUCUCUGGUGCUCUUGGGUACCGAUUAGAUAUGAGAGAUGAACCAACGUGGAAAACGCAUCUUGGCCACGACCUACUGAUUAUAGAUAUGGAUACUAGGACCCCAGAUAUUUUUAAGAACCGUUCACAUCCAAAGGCAAUGAAUUGGGAGACAUUAAGCUCGACACAGGCCGGAGGAAUCAUCAGCGCUGCUGUCAUGAAUCACUUUCUCUACGAUAAGUAUAUUAAUGCACGAGAGAUACCAGACCACGACUCCAGCUGGAUCCGGCCGCACGUAUUGCACUCCCUUUUGCCACACUACAAAAUCAUUGUGGCCAUGGACACCGAUACAACGUUUCAACAUCUUAAUCUCCCCCUUGAGUGGCUGUUCAACCGAUGGGGAUUUGUCCAAAAUCAUACGUCGAUUGCUAUGCCAGUAGACACUAUGGAAGUUAAGAACGGCGACAAGGAUGCCAGUAAAGACAGUCGGGGGCAAGUUGUUCUCAAUGCCGGCUUCAUCGUGGUGCAGAGAGGUGAGCACACGAUGGCGAUGCUAGACGCCUGGAAAAGCUGCACAGACGGGAAGACGUACCAGGAUUGUGGACAUUGGAAGAAAAAUUGGAGUCACGAACAGAGAGCUUUCUCGGAGUACAUUCGUUACGACUUCAACUCCGAUAACAGAAUUGUGAGCAUUCCUUGCGACGAUGCUAUGGGCUAUCCUGAGAUCACCGACAAAGAGUGGAUAAAUGGAGGACUAAGUCUAGUGCUACGAAUUCAAUAA
This is a messenger RNA of Fusarium subglutinans, 966 nucleotides long. RefSeq lists its product as uncharacterized. NCBI's taxonomy places the organism in Eukaryota, Fungi, Ascomycota, Sordariomycetes, Hypocreales, Nectriaceae. Gene Ontology annotation, molecular function: glycosyltransferase activity. Gene Ontology annotation, biological process: protein N-linked glycosylation. The coding region runs from base 1 to 966 and encodes 321 amino acids. The record is from RefSeq and is a predicted model, not a curated record. Gene Ontology annotation, cellular component: Golgi membrane. The transcript has 5 exons.